UUCUCUGAUCAUCGCGACCUCUACAGGAUGAUUGACAAUACUCCCCUCGGCGACAUUAAGUGGCAAUCCUUUUCAGCCAAAUACACCGGCACAAUUCCAGAUGAAGGUGCCCUGCCCUGGAUGGAAGAUUCCCAUGAAGUUUGGUUUUGCGAUCCUCGUGACGUUAUUCGAAAUAUGCUCGCUAAUCCAGACUUUGCUGCGGAGAUGGACCUUCAACCCUACCGUGAGUUUGCAACAGAGAAUGAUGAACGCCAAUGGAAAGAUUUCAUGUCCGGAGAUUGGAGCUGGGCUCAGGCUGACAAGAUAUCCGAAGAUCCUGACACUCAUGGCUCCACAUUCGUGCCGGUCAUUCUUGGAAGCGACAAAACAACCGUUUCAGUUGCCACUGGGCAGAACGACUACUAUCCACUCUACGCCUCCAUUGGUAACAUUCAGAAUAAUGUGCGUCGUGCUCAUCGUAAUGCUGUAGUUGUCAUAGGCUUUCUUGCAAUGCCCAAAACAACCAAAGAGCACGCCGAGACACCAGGCUUCCGAAAUUUCCGACGCCAACUCUUUCAUUCCUCACUUUCAUUCAUCCUCAAGAACCUCAAGCCUGCUAUGACGAAGCCUGAGGUCACACGCUUCGGGGAUGGCCAUUACCGUUGCGUGAUCUACGGGCUUAGACCUUACAUUGCGGACUAUGAAGAGCAGGUGCUGCUCGCCUGUAUAUUUCGAAAUUGGUGCACCAAAUGUCUUUCACGUCGCGGAAACCUCGAUGAUGUCAGUCUCUGUCGCUCAAGAUCUCAUACAGAUGCCCUAAUCAAAGAGUGCGACUCUGGAACCCUGCAUUUGGAAUAUGGUAUAGUUGGCGAGCUUGUGCCGUUUACGAACGAUUUCCCCCGCGCCGAUAUUCACGAGUUGCUUGCGCCUGACAUUCUCCAUCAGCUCAUCAAGGGGGCAUACAAAGAUCAUUUGGUUGAUUGGGUAGAGAAGUAUCUCCUGCAGACACAUGGAAAGAGGCGAGCUAAUAUUAUCCUAGAUGACAUUGACCGAAGAAUUGCGGCAGUCCCUCCAUUUCCUGGAUUGCGUAGAUUUCCCCAAGGACGUCAUUUCAAACAGUGGACAGGUGACGACUCAAAAGCACUUAUGAAGGUAAUCUACAUUUUAUUCUAUACAAAAUAUUGUAGCACUGAUUGUCUUAAGGUUUACUUGCCUGCCAUUGAAGGAUAUGUGCCAGUGGACGUCGUGCGUUCCUUCCGGGCAUUACUUGAGUUCUGUUACCUUGUCCGUCGUAACGUCAUCAACGAGAAGUCCCUCUCUGAAAUCGAAGAUGCGCUGACUCGUUUUCAUACAUAUCGUGAGAUUUUCAAGACGACUGGAGUAGUCACUACUUUCUCACUUCCUAGGCAACACUCUAUGGUUCACUAUGCCCGCCUUAUUCGACUGUUUGGUGCUCCAAAUGGGCUGUGCUCCUCGAUCACAGAGUCCAAACAUAUCAAAGCCGUCAAAGAGCCAUGGAGGCGUUCCGGCCGAUACAAGGCACUAGGACAGAUGCUGCUAACUAAUCAGUGUUUGGAUAAAUUGGCAAUGUCACGGGUGGAUUUCCGUUUUCGUGGAAUGCUUGCAGGUACAUGUCGGGCACAAAGUGUCCCUGCGCUAGCCAAUGAGCUUGAUAUCCCACAUCUGGCUGAUCUCGUCUCGCAAUUCCUCAUCGGACAACUGUAUCCGGACAAGGACCCUACCGAAGUUCCCGAGAGUAUCAUGGACUGCCCUCGUUUCAAUGGGAGGAUACGGGUCUUUAAUUCUGCAGUAUCAAUGUUCUUCGCACCGAGCGAUUUGAGUGGGAUUGGUGGGAUGAAACACGAGUACAUUCGCGUGUCUCCCAAGUGGAGAACUGGACAUGCACGCAAAGAUUGCGUGCUUGUCAUUACUGACUCAAAUGCUCACGGAAUGCGUGGCAUGGAUAUUGCUCAGGUACUCACAUUUUUUUCCUUUCGACUCAGGGAUGUACGCUAUCCAUGCGCAGUUGUCCGCUGGUUCAACCAAGUUGGAAAUGCACCAGAUGACGAUACUGGAAUGUGGAUGGUAGAGCCUUCCUCUGUUGAUGGUCGCACACACUUUGCGGUGAUCCAUGUGGAUAGUAUUUUCCGUUCCGCUCACCUUAUUCCAGUCUACGGUACUGAUAUGCUCCCCCCGGCAAUUAAAUCCCACCAUGUUCUCGACAUAUUCACCCUUUUCUAUGUCAACAAAUAUGCUGACCAUCAUGCAUUUAAAAUAGCAGCUUAG
Suillus discolor is the source of this 2265-nucleotide messenger RNA. RefSeq lists its product as uncharacterized. The record is from RefSeq and is a predicted model, not a curated record. Lineage: Eukaryota; Fungi; Basidiomycota; Agaricomycetes; Boletales; Suillaceae. The annotation marks the transcript as partial. The transcript has 7 exons.